GGGUGCGUGCGUGGUGGGGGAAAUCAGUAAAGAAUCGUGGACACUGGCGUCGUUAGUUCGUAUGCACGAUCCUACAGAGAGCGCUUCGCACUUGGCCGGCUAAAAGCGGCCCAUAACACCUCUCCAUUUCUCUGCUGGCAAGAUCCUGUUCAUGAGUAUACACAAUGAGUUCGUAUAUACGCAACAGCAACUUGACGUAGUGAACGUCUAAUUUGGCAAUGAAGUGCUAUGUUCAGUAGUUGGUGAAGUGGCAACUCAAGAGUACGUUGUUAAAAUACAUUUAAAAACGUUGUAAUUUUUGAAUACUGCGAGCAAAAACUAGAGCGAACUGUUUUUGCUUUGUGUGAAAGAGCAUGCCACAAUUUCAUAAGAUAGAGAUCAAUAGAACGGAAUGGGAGGUACCGGAACGUUAUCAAAUGCUCACACCCGUAGGUUCGGGUGCUUAUGGUCAAGUGUGUUCUGCUGUUGAUACAACUACCGGACAAAAAGUGGCAAUCAAAAAAUUAGCUAGGCCAUUUCAAUCAGCUGUGCAUGCAAAACGGACGUAUAGGGAACUUCGUAUGCUGAAACAUAUGAAUCAUGAAAAUGUAAUAGGACUCUUGGAUGUCUUUCAUCCUUCUUUAUCUUUAGAAGAUUUUCAGAAUGUGUACUUAGUUACACAUUUAAUGGGAGCUGAUCUAAACAAUAUUGUAAGAACACAAAAACUUUCUGAUGAUCAUGUGCAAUUUCUUGUCUAUCAAAUACUUCGUGGUUUGAAAUAUAUUCAUUCUGCUGGAAUUAUACACAGGGAUUUGAAACCAUCUAACAUAGCUGUCAAUGAGGAUUGUGAGUUGAAAAUAUUGGAUUUUGGCUUGGCCAGGCCUACAGAACAUGAGAUGACUGGCUAUGUUGCUACUAGAUGGUACAGAGCACCCGAAAUUAUGCUUAAUUGGAUGCAUUAUAAUCAGACAGUUGAUAUUUGGUCAGUGGGAUGUAUUAUGGCAGAACUGUUAACUGGCAGGACAUUAUUUCCUGGAACAGAUCAUAUUCAUCAACUGAACUUAAUUAUGGAAAUUUUGGGAACUCCACGAGACGAGUUUAUGAAAAAAAUAUCAUCAGAAUCGGCCAGAAAUUAUAUUCAGAGUUUACCUCCACUGAAGAAAAAGAAUUUUAAGGAUGUAUUUCGAGGAGCUAAUCCUUUAGCUGGUCGCAAGCAGAUCAUACCAAACAGAUAUGUAUUGUCUCGAGCUCAAUGCGUUGCAGACGCUAGAGCGCCUAUUAAUUUGUUAGAAUUAAUGUUGGAACUGGAUGCUGAAAAAAGAAUUACCGCUGAACAGGCUUUAGCGCAUCCGUACUUAGCACAAUAUGCAGAUCCAACUGAUGAACCCGUUUCUCUACCAUAUGACCAAAGUUUUGAAGAUAUGGAUUUGCCAGUGGAAAAAUGGAAGGAACUCGUAUAUCAUGAAGUUGUAAACUUUACUCCACAACAGCCAUCAGCAUUGCCUUCGACAUUAGAAACGACUUCGUAAAAUUAUAUAAUUCGAAAAUACAAUAUAGGUUUGAAUAUAAUAAAAUAUAUCAGUAAUAGAAUAGGUAAUAUAUAUGAAUGAUAUAGUGUCUUGUAAUUGGUGAUAUAAUUGAUGAGAUAAUCACCUAUAAAAAAUAAAAGU
Harpegnathos saltator (Jerdon's jumping ant) is the source of this 1649-nucleotide messenger RNA. RefSeq names its product mitogen-activated protein kinase p38b. NCBI's taxonomy places the organism in Eukaryota, Metazoa, Arthropoda, Insecta, Hymenoptera, Formicidae. The coding region runs from base 354 to 1508 and encodes 384 amino acids. The transcript is spliced from 11 exons. Gene Ontology annotation, molecular function: ATP binding; MAP kinase activity. The record is from RefSeq and is a predicted model, not a curated record. Gene Ontology annotation, biological process: protein phosphorylation.